AAUAAGUAUGAGCAAAAAAUUUUAGAUUAUAUUAUUAAUAUAUCAUUGCUUUGUUAUUAUCUGGCUAGCUUUUGCUGAAACUUUGUUAUUAUUUUACCAAAAAAAGCAAUUCUACACUUAUCUGAAGUAUUUGCAACAAAAAUAAAACUGUUUUAUUAAAGACUUUAUCAAAAUGUCUGAUAAUAAUAGGUCUGAAACUACAGACCUUUUAACGCAACGUCGUCUCAGUAAAAUUCAAGCACUGUCUCUGAGCGAUCGAUUCAAGAAUUAUAUUGAAAAGGUAAACAGUAUGAGAGAUCAGUGCAAAAAAAUAGAAAAUAAUGUCUUUUUAACUCAAGUAUCUUCUCUUCAAAACGAAAUUCACGAGUUAAAACUUAUUUAUGAAAGAGAACUAGAAAACCAGCGCGAUCAACUGGAUUCUGUAACAUCUGAGAGAAACACCUUUCAUCUGGAGGCAAUGAAAUCAGGAUCACAAUUAGCAGAAAUGAACGAUAAGUAUAACUACGAGUUGAGCAACAGAAAAAAAGUUGAAAAUGCACUAGCUGACUCACAACGGUUACUUACAGAAAAAGAUAUGCUUAUUCAAGAACUACGCAUUGCCAUUGGCCAGCAUCAAAACUGUAGUAUAGAUUUACGCAAAGAGUUAGAAGAUUGUCGUAAUCAACUUAAUACAUUCCAGACCAAAUAUGAAAUUGAAGCAAAUUUAAGUUCUGAACUUGAGGCGGAUGUUCAAAAACUUUCAUCGCAAUUAUUUUUUGAGCGAGAAAUUCAAAAGACGGAGGUAAUUGAUUUAAAAAACAAAGUAGUUUCGGCACAACGCGCUCUAGAAAUUGCAGAGCAAAAAUUGAGCGAUCACGACCUUUAUGAUGAGAAACUUCAUUUCAAAGUUGAAGCUAUUCGCCGAAAAACUCAGCAAGAAAUGUUAUCUAUGCAAGAACAACUGGAAAACAAUUACCAAACGCAGCUUCAAGAAUAUAAAAACCUUCUAGAACAAGAAAAAAAAAAUCUUAUUCGAGAAAAAGAAGAUAAUAUCAAUCUCAAAAAAAUAAUCGAAGAAAUGAAUUUAAAGAUUAUAAAACUUGAUAGAAAGUGUAGUUCUAGUCAAGACCAGAACAGAGGUCUUUGCCACGUUCUUGAAAUUGAGCGUCAAACUGCUGUUAACAAGAUAAGUCAUUUAGAAGAAAAACUUUCAAAAAUGAAAGAAAAUCUUGAUAUGAGCAUGCGUGAAUUAAAUUUGGCAAAAAAUAGCAACAUUCCUAUUAAUCUUGAAAUUGCAGCUUUAUCAAAUCUACUUGAAGCAGAAGAAAGUCGACUAAAAUUAGCCUUGUUAAAUCCUCCAGGAGAACUUGCGCUUUCAGCGAGAGGAGAGCUGAUGCCAACUAAAAUCCAAAGACGUUCAUUACCGGGAAGUCCGAGAACAGGCAUUUCCUUAAAUACAACUCGACACCGAACGAAAUCAACAUCCGCUAUGUUUGAUAUGCUUAACCAAUCAGAAUCAGCAGCUGCUAAUCCAGAGCCAGUAAAUCAUUCUCAACGAAAAAGUCCUCCUCAACAAAAAUACAACUUCCUGCCGCCCCUCACUCUAAUUUCACCUUUGCCAACGACAAGCAGAGAAAUCAUUAAUGGUGGAAUAAGUCAUCCGCCCAAAACCUUUGGUAACACGGCUCUUCCAUUAAUCUACAAACCAAAGAACUAAAUUUAUAUAUAUAUUUAUAUAUAAUAGUUCAAAUAAAAUACAUUUUUCAAAUAAUAUUUUAUAAAUAAAUAUUAUAUAUUAUUUGAAUUAUAUAUGUCCGCGUCUGUGUUUGUAUAUAUUACAACAAACACACGCACAAAUUAUGUGUGACUUACAAUUAAAAGAUCUUAUUUAAAGGCCUUAUAAAAUAUUAAAAAUUUUAUUUUGAUAAAAUUUAAAGAUUCAAAUGUUGCGAAAUUUAAGUCAUACAAUUAUAAUUCUCAAAAUGAUUUUUUUUUCCAAACGUAGAGGCUGUUUUUCAAAUAUUUACAAAUGCCUGUGUGUCUCUGUGUGUGUUGUGUUUUGUGCUUUUUGUUUGUUUUAUUUCUGUGGCAUUUUAAAAUAUAUUUAAAACUUUUCCCAUGUACUUCAUUUUUUAUUUGUAAAAAAUAUUUUUUUAAUAAAUUAUUUGACGUUAUAAAUAACACUCUAAAGCAGUAUUCUUUUUGUUUUUCAAAUUAUAUUAUUUUUAAAACACGAUGUGUAAAAUAUUUCUUACUUGAAUAAUAGUUUUAGUAUUA
This is a messenger RNA of Hydra vulgaris (swiftwater hydra), 2256 nucleotides long. RefSeq names its product vimentin. NCBI's taxonomy places the organism in Eukaryota, Metazoa, Cnidaria, Hydrozoa, Anthoathecata, Hydridae. Gene Ontology annotation, cellular component: nuclear envelope; nuclear lamina. Gene Ontology annotation, molecular function: structural constituent of cytoskeleton. Gene Ontology annotation, biological process: heterochromatin formation; nuclear migration; nuclear envelope organization. The record is from RefSeq and is a predicted model, not a curated record.